CCAGUAAUCCAAGACUUCCGCUAUAAAUAGGCAGGAUGGUCCUGAAACCAGUAGACUGUGACUUGCUAUAAAUAGGAUGGAGUGCAGGAACUCUGACCUGUGAAGUUCUAAAAAUAGGCAGGAAUGUCUAGUUAAUUGUGGUUAUAUAUAGAAGGGAGAAUGAUGGCUAGUCAACUAUAAAGAGAUAACAGUACUGAGGGCACAGUGAUACUCAACCUUUAUACAGAAAAAUAUUGUUAUCUACAGUAACACUACACCUGUAUAUAUAAGGUUCAACUCCAAACACCUUCCUCACAUUUUCCAGAAAAAAGCCUCUGGGUAUGAGAAUAUUUUUGUCCUGAAACUGCCUACAGUCAUACAACUAGAUUUAUUAUCACCUGUAUCAGGUGUGUAUAGUCAUAUACACAAGAAAGGCACAUUUCUCACCAAACCUCUCAGCUAGUUGUUAUUGUACAAGGAAUGCUUUACACAUACUAAGGACAUUUUGGCCGUUACUAACCAAAAUACAAUGGAAUGUCACAAAACUUUACUGGAAGUAUAAAAGCCAAAAUUUCUGUGCAUUCGUGAUGAAAUUCUUUCCUUCUUAGGAUAUACGUACAUAGAUAACCAAUCAAAAAACAAUGUGGAAUGUGAUAAUAAGAGGAAGAUAUGUGUUGUGACAUUAACAGAAAUGUAAUGUGAAAUGUGACAAUAAGAGGAAUAUAUGUGUCAUGUGUUAAUAACAGGAUUUUAGUGUGUGGAUGAUGAUUGAUAACAGGAAAAUAAGUGUUACAUAACUUGAUACAAUAAGGAAGACAGGACAGGAAAAGUGAUUAAACUAGGAAGAUAUUGUGAAAAGUGAUAAUUAGAGGAAUAUAGUCUGAAAUGUAAUAAUAAGAGGAAUAUAUUGUGUAAUGUGAUAAUAAGAGGAAAAUUAAUAAUCUGAUAACAGAUUAUAGGAUCAAUAAUGUGAAGAUACACAUGGAACAUGGAUUGUUUACAAGACUUAAAGGUUCAAAUGUCAAGGCUAAAACCAACCAACAAGCUGUGAGCAGAAUUCAUAGUUCACCGAAUCUGUGAUAUAAAAUACAAAGUGCUGUUAUAGGUGUGGUCUGUUUACAACAGAAUGUCCUCUACAUCUGUUUAUAUGAGACAAAUAUGAGGCCUCUUCAUUUAACGACGACAUGUGGAGAUAGAUUGAAUUGAUUGUCUAUCUUACUUCUGCAGCGAUGCCUGAAUACUACCAACAUGGAAGUAGACUUUUGAUUUACGAAAUCAGGUCAUCAUGAAUGUCACUGUUAAUCCAUUUUUGACUUUUUUUAAUACCACUGAUCCAAGUUUACUCACUCAGUUUUCACACGUUAUAAAUGCCACAUCCUGGACAAACCUUCAGCCUCAGAACUUACACGAGCGAGCUGAAGUGAUCCUGUCACAGCCCGAGACAAUACUAAUAUUAGUGCUGAGUUUUUUGGCUCUGUUGGUGAACACAUUAUCCAUAUGUGCCACGGCCAGCAUCCCCCACGGACUGACAACUCAUUCCAAACUCAUCAUAAGUCUUGCUUUGUCGGACAUUCUAGUUACCUUAAGCGUAUUCAUUCAUGUACUCAACAAAGUUUUUAACCCUGCCAAAGUGCCGCCACAGCUGGAUCCAGACGAACGUUUAACAUCGUCUUGCAUGUUUGCUUUGAUCAACGGACUAAACACAAUGGCCCAUCUGAUUUCCCUCCUAAACCUUCUUGCCAUGGCUAUAGACCAUUACAUUGCAGUGCUACAACCACUAUACUACAACACCAUUCUGAGCCGAAUUAAAGGCAAUAUCAUGAUAGCCUUGUUAUGGAUUCUUGCUAUCAUUGGCGGGUUCUGUAACUUUUUAACAGGUAUAAGAAAGUACAAAGAUCUUGCACUCUAUAUGAACUACUGUGAAGUGAUUAUGUACAAUGAUUUUCACGGAGAAUACCUCAUAAUGAUAACCACCUUCAUCUGUCUUGUGUCGAUCUCCUUCAUCUACCUAAGGAUCUACUGUGAGGUGAAGGCUAUUAACAGCCGACUAACCUAUCUCCAAAAAGACAAUUUCCAUAACAAGAAAUCGUUAAUAACAACACUACUUAUUAUCGGUACUUUUAUCCUUUGUUGGCUUCCGACUUGUAUUUUUCAAAUCGCCAUGGUGAUUCAAGUUCAUGUAAAUCGGGAGAUGGUAAAAAAGUUAUUUGUGGCAUUACUUCGUGCGAACAAGUAUCUCUACGCACUACUAUUACUGAACUCCGUGUGCGAUCCGAUUAUUUAUGCGGUGCGUCUGAAGGAUGUUCAGAUGGGCUACUACAGACUUUUGUCUCGUUGUUUUAAGUGUUAUGCAAUAAAGAUCAAAGAGAAAUGGCAGAAUUCCUACCUAGAUCGUCGAAACACAAGGACAAAAUCGUCCAUUGUGGAAAUGGAUGACGGAGAUUCUGACGAAGUCUGUGAACCUAUUACAAGCAAUAGUGAUCAAGAACAGGGUAUGGAAAUGGUCACAGUUUCAUCUGAAACAAGGUUCUUGACGAAUGGAGAAUUCGUUGAGGAAGAGCAGACAUUAUGAUCAAAAAUCAUGUAUGUACAUUCAAAACUGCUUUGGCAUCUCAUGUGACAACUUUUCAUUCCCACUGAUCGCUUAAAUGUAUAACAUUGUUACAUGACCCCUGGCCUGAUUUAUAUCUUAUCCAAAAAAUACUGACUAAAAAAUCCAUAAAUAAAAAUAUUAAUCAAUGUGUAACUGUUGAUUCACUAUAGUGUCAAGAAAUUUAAAAGCCUACUAUUUGGCUUAGUUAGUGAAACUUCAUUCAUUAAUUCAAUAGUCAUUUACAGCAUUUCCUUACAUCAUUCAUAAGGAACUUUGUACCACUCCAUGUGAUAGUUAAUUUACGAGAUGUUCUCCUACUUGCCCAGGAGUAUGUGUAUACUGUAAUAUGUGUUUAGGAAUUUGGUCAGUUGCCUCCAUUUCUGGGGCCUGCGGUGGCCGAGUGGUUAAGGUGUCCCGACACUUUAUCACUAGCCCUCAACCUCUGGGUUGCGAGUUCGAAACCUACGUGGGGCAGUUGCCAGGUACUGACCGUAGGCCGGUGGUUUUUCUCCGGGUACUCCUGCUUUCCUCCACCUACAAAACCUGGCACGUCCUUAAAUGACCCUGGCUGUUAAUAGGACGUUAAACAAAAACAAACAAAGAAACAAACAAAAGCCUCCAUUUCUAUCUUCUCGUGAACCUAACCAGGCUAUUCUAUUUGGAUAAGUGAAAUUUGUCAGUACAUUAAUUAAUUUUCUAAGAGUCGUCAAUAGUAUUCCCUUAAUGUACCAUACCAUUCUCAGAUAUUUCUCUGACUAUACAUAAUUUCUGCAUCAAUAUUUCUCAUAAUGUAGUGCAAAAAUAGUUUUCAUAUUAUGUAAAAGAUUUCCCCCAAAGCAGACGGGCAGGUGUAUGUAUAUAUGUUUAUAAAUUUGUUCAGUCGGGUCAUAACCAUGGGUCAGUGUCUAAUUUUGGAAAAUGUUGUGGUCAUAACCAGUCGCAUGAUACAAAUAAUGAUAUUAUUGGUACUGACCAGACAUUCAGUGACAUACGUGGGUCGGUUUAGGCCCCAGUUCCACGGCCACAAAUAUAUCAGGGCAAUACCUUAUGUGCUUAUGUUGCUAUAAUAUAUACCUUAUAACUAAAUCAUGAAUCAGACAAUCAAACAGAACUGUUUAUACAUAUAUAUGGAUUUGAAUUAAGUGUAUGCAUCAAAUGUUAUUUUAAUUUUACGUGUAUUUAGAUUGUUACAAGUCAUUGUCAUGUUUUAUUGUAUUUACUUUUCAUAAUAGCUUUUUCCUGACUUAUAUUUGUUGAAGAAUGAAGUUAUUGAAUCCUUGAAAAAAAAGGAGAAAAAAACAACAAAAAAAACCAAAACCACACCAGUGUCGCCAAACAUGUUAAGUCAUGUCAAUCUGAUGUCGUGCAUAUCAUGGCAUGUUCAAAUUGUAAGAAAUGUUGAAAUUACCCAAUAUUUAAUUACGUUAUUUCAGAACAGAAAAUUUGAAAAUCAAUUUUGAGACUUGAAUAAUAAAAAAUACUGUUUAAGUCUGGUACAUUUAUCAAUUAUAGACCUUUUGUGAGGUCAAUUAUGGUGUUAUACUGACCUGGUAGAAUCAAAUAUUAACCGAGGUCAAAGGUCCUUAAUUUAAAAUUAGAUAUGAAACUUUUUCAAAAAGGAUAGGAUUGCAUUAAAUAGGAAAUUUAUACUGUUGCCAGGGCUUCGAUAAAGUACUCGUCCACUCGUCUGGAUGAGUGAAAAUGCCACACUGCUGGUAUGGUUCGUCCUUAGCAAUCAUCCCUGUGCUGAUUAAACUUUUCUUUCAGAGGUAAUAAAUAGGGCAUAUCUGUAUAAUCCCAACAUCGUGCAAAACAAUUCAUAUUAAAUAGAUACCAUAACGGAAACCCCAUAAUGUAUGUUAUGACAACAAAAAAUAAAUGAACAAUCUAUUUUU
Pecten maximus is the source of this 4467-nucleotide messenger RNA. RefSeq names its product adenosine receptor A2b-like. The record is from RefSeq and is a predicted model, not a curated record. Gene Ontology annotation, cellular component: membrane. The transcript has a single exon. Gene Ontology annotation, biological process: G protein-coupled receptor signaling pathway. The coding region runs from base 1265 to 2551 and encodes 428 amino acids. Lineage: Eukaryota; Metazoa; Mollusca; Bivalvia; Pectinida; Pectinidae. Gene Ontology annotation, molecular function: G protein-coupled receptor activity.